GUGUACAGUAGCAGGCUGCAGGCAGAGGAAGCAGCGGCAGUAGUAACAGCAGCACACAGCCGAGCAGUCCUUCAUGGGAUCCCCGAGGCGGGGUGAAAAGACGUGAUGACGUUACCGGGAGAAGCGGUUCUCCUGCGGGCUGACAGCUGAUGGAGAGGGGACCCUGCUCCUCCUCUCUCACACACGGUCGGGAUCGUAUGAGCAGGACACAGAGACUAGAAAUGACAUGCUGAACUGGACAGAAACUUUGUUCACAUCGACUGGAAGCGCAGGAACGUGUUGAAUGGAUUGGAUGCAUUCCCCAUUUGUGAGUUUACAAGUUUUUUUGUGGAUGUUUGUUUUUGAUCAGCUGGCAUGAGUCUGGAAUCUCCGACAGAGGAUUUCUAAAUAUUUUUCCCGAUAAUCUAAUCUGUUGCCUUGUCAUUGAAACAUCAUCAGCGAGGCAGCUCACUGAUCAAACAUCAAAAUGACUUGAUUGAGUGCCUUUUGUUGUGUAUGCAGCCCAUUUGGGUCUCAAAUCCAGCAAUCCCUGGUGACCUCAUUUGUGCAUUUGGAGAAGUUUUCACUGACCACCUUUAAUCUGUACUGCAAAUCAAGGAGACAGCCGGGGGGAAGCGCAAGUACUAUGCACCGUUAUCGCUUUCUCACAUCCGACAUCGAACCAGUAACCUCAGUGGAGGAGAAGCACUCAUAACGGUACCGACCCCUCCGAAGAACCCCCCAACCUCUCGCUUGGUACUGUUUUUAUCCACGGGGGUGUAGAGAGCUGCAGGGAUGUUCGCCGCCGUGGAGCAUGGCCCCGUCCUCUGUAGCGACUCCAACAUCCUGUGCCUGUCAUGGAAGGGCCGGGUGCCUAAGAGCGAGAAGGAGAAGCCAGUGUGCAGGAAGCGCUACUACGAGGAGGGCUGGCUCGCUACCGGGAACGGCCGAGGAGUUGUCGGGGUCACGUUCACAUCCAGCCACUGUAGACGGGACCGGCCCACUCCGCAGAGAGUAAACUUCAACCUCAGAGGACACAACAGCGAGGUGGUGUUGGUGCGGUGGAAUGAGCCUUUCCAGAAACUGGCCACCUGUGAUACAGAUGGAGGAAUCUUUGUUUGGAUCCAGUACGAGGGCCGCUGGUCCGUGGAGCUGGUCAAUGACCGUGGAGCUCAGGUGAGUGAUUUCACCUGGUCCCAUGAUGGCACCCAGGCUCUCAUCUCCUAUCGCGAUGGCUUUGUCCUGGUGGGAUCAGUCAGCGGGCAGAGACACUGGUCCUCCGAGAUCAACCUGGAAAGCCAGAUUACCUGUGGUAUCUGGACCCCAGAUGACCAGCAGGUGUUGUUUGGUACUGCAGACGGACAGGUGAUAGUGAUGGACUGCCACGGGCGCAUGCUGGCCCACAUACUGCUGCAUGAGUCGGAUGGCAUUGUCAGCAUGUCCUGGAACUACCCCAGUUUCCUGGUGGAGGACAGCAGUGAGAGCGACACAGACUCUGACGACUACUCCCCACCUCAAGUGCACAGCCAGAAGCCACUGCUGACAGUCAGCUUCACCUCUGGUGACAUUAACCUGAUGAACAACUACGAUGACCUCUCUCCCACCCUCAUUCGCACCGGUCUGAAAGAUGUGGUGGUCCAAUGGUGCUCACAGGGGGACCUCCUUGCAGUGGCAGGGAUGGAGAGGACACUCCUCUCCCCUGACCCAUCCUGUCCUCCCCCCACCAGGAAUGCCAUUGUCAAAUUUUACAAUGUUCAGGGUGAACACAUCUACACACUGGACACACCAGCACAGCGCCCAAUCACCACGCUGUGCUGGGGUCACCGGGACUCUCGUCUGUUCUUGGCAUGUGGCCCGGCGCUUUACGUUGUCCGAGUGGAGCACCGGGUUGCCAGCCUGCAGCUACUCUGCCAGCAGGGCAUCGCCACGGCAGUGAAGGAGGAAAAAGAUGUUGCCAAGCUCACCAUGCCUUCCCGCCUCUCUUCUUACGUCACUGCCGCUUUCAUCCCCACCAUCAAGCCCCCCAUCCCAGAUCCCAACAACAUGCGUGAUUUUGUGAGCUACCCAACAGCUGGGAACGAGCGUCUGCACUGUACCAUGAAACGUACAGAGGAUAACCCUGAAGUGGGGGGGCCCUGCUACACUCUGUACCUGGAGUACCUAGGAGGUCUGGUGCCUAUCCUCAAGGGCAGACGAAUAAGUAAACUGCGUCCGGAGUUCGUCAUUAUGGACCCCAAGACAGAUGGGAAAACAGAUGAGAUAUACGGCAAUAGUCUGAUAUCUGCCAUGAUCGACAGCUGUAACUGCUCAGACUCCAGUGACAUUGAGCUGAGUGAUGACUGGAUUGGCAAGAAAUCUCCAAAGAUAUCCAGGGGCAGCAAAUCCCCCAAACUGCCCAGGAUCAACAUUGAUCCCAGAAAAUCGCCCAAAUUGUCCCGUGCUACACAGGAGAUCUCCAGGUCACCACGGUUACCCAUACGGAAGCCCUCUAUUGGUUCACCUAGUCUAACACGGAGGGAAUUUCCUCUAGAUGACAUCACUCAGCAAAAUUACCUUGCUCAGGUCACAUCCAAUAUUUGGGGAACAAAGUUCAAGAUAGUGGGGUUGGCCACAUUCUUGCCUACCAAUCUAGGUGCAGUCAUCUAUAAGACAAGCCUCCUCCAUCUGCAGCCCAGACAGAUGACCAUCUACCUGCCAGAGGUGCGUAAGAUCUCCAUGGACUACAUAAAUCUGCCUGUCUUCAGCCCCAACGUCUUCAGUGAAGAUGAAGAUGACCUGCCUGUUACAGGCCCUGCUGGUGGUGCCGAUGACAACCCUCCCUGCACUGUCAACAUCCCUAUUGCCCCCAUCCAUAGUCCUGCCCAGGCUAUGUCCCCAGCUCAAAGCAUUGGUCUGGUCCAGUCACUCCUAGCCAAUCAAAAUGUUCAGCUGGACGUCUUAACAAAUCCCAGCACAACCCCUGCUGGAGCAGCUGCCGGUGGGUCAGACCAAAGUCAGGACACCAUCCUGACAGCCCAGUACACAGUUCCCACCAGGUAUUCUAGUCCUGGUCAGGUCAUCUUUGGGGGACUGGAAAUGGGUCGCCUAAUGGUGGGACCUCCACCGAUCCAGAUCCCUCAUCCACCUGAUUUAGUGGUUGAGAGAGCAGUGGGGGGUGAACAUGAGCACCUACUGAAAAUCAAAACGACUCGGUCAACCCCACAGCUGGCUGAGGGUGAUACAGUGGUGUUCAGUGCCCCUCUAGAGCUCAGCAAGAUGAACCCCCCGCCCCCCUACCCCGGGACGGUGGCUGCUGCUGUGGCCGCUGCAGCAGCCGCUGCAGCCUCAGCAUCGGCGUCUGCUGCAGCCUCCAGUGCUGCAUCUGGAACAGGAGGGGGAACCAGUGGGACUCCUCCUGGUGAGCUUUGUUUGAAGAAGGGAGAGUUUCCACUUUAUCCUUCAGGUCAGCAACAAGCGCAAUACCCCACACCACUGGGAUAUGAAAGGAUAACAACAUUUGACAGCAGUGGGAAUGUGGAGGAAGUAUGUCGUCCGCGAACGCGCCUUGUCUGCAAUCAGAAUGUGUAUACACUCCAGGGACCUGGCAGCUCUGCCACUCUCAGGGUCACCUCUUCAUCAUCCUCCUCAUCAUCUGACAAGAAGAUCCAGCUGCCCUAUACAUCUGCCACUCUCAAUAGACUCACAGCACCUCGCUAUUCCAUACCCAGUGGAGACCCACCCCCAUACCCUGACACAGCCAACCAGAACAGUGCUGUUAGCAGGAACCCUGGACAGAGGCUUGACAGCAGUCUGAUCCAUGCCACUCUCAGGAGAAACAGCCGAGAGGCCGCUCUCAAAGUUUCCCAGAUGCUGGAACCGCCUAGACCACUGCCUCCUAAGGCCAAAAAUAGCGCACUAGCAGCCUCAUUCCAGCAGAGGGUGCCAACAGCCUUAUACACCUGCAGUCAGUGUAGCAGUGGAUCCAGUGUUGGAAGUACUGCCCCAGGGAGUGCUAAUGGAAUAGCAGGAGGAACUAUUAUCAGACAAGAUUUCCCUCCCAGGAAUGGGGCACCACACAGCACAGUUAUCGUCCACUCCAACAGCACUACUCCUCUGGCCUCCCAGUCUUCUUACAACCUGCUGAGCUCUCUUGAAGGAUCUGGGACUGCAGCAGGAGGAGGAAGUAACAGAGACAGGGCUGAUUAUGUUAAUUCAGCAUUUACUGAGGAUGAAACACUGAAUCAGACACUGAGGCAUCUGGCACUAGGAGGAAAUGAUGCAUCAGGCCUGGUUGUCAAACGCCCACCUCCUUAUCAGUGGGACCCAGCUGCGACGGAGGAGGUGUGGGUUCCUCAGGAACGGACAGCAACAUUGAACCCAACUGGCCCCCCCGGACCCCACAAACCACCUCCACUUAUUCUUAGCCCAGCCCAGCACCUGGAUGUUUCCAGGCUGCCUUUUGUUCUUUCUCCAAAGUCCCCCACCAGCCCCAGUGCUGCAUCAUUUCAAGCUGCAGCAGCAGCUGCAGGCUACCAAAUCUCUCUCCAGUACCCUCCAGCAACUGCCUAUUCUGGAGCCCAGCUCCAGCCCAUCCCAGGGUCGCCACGCCCUUGCUCCUCCCCAAAGGAGGUGGUGGCACCAGUACCCUUCUCACAGCAGGAUGCAACCCUUGUCUUACCGCCAGGUUACCCUGCAAACCUGGCAAACCUGGCCUGCUGCCCCCUCCCACCUAUGUAUCCAGGAGGAAGCACUUGUUCAGGGCUUCCCAUUCCUCCCAUUGCCCUGCAUACACCUUGGGGUACCUAUAACUCUUGCCCCCCUAUGCCCAGUCCUGCAGUGCCACUUCCACCCAAAGCAUCCCACAUGACAGUAGACAAAAAUGUCCUCUCUCCUCCCCCUCCUCCUCCUCCGCCACCCCCUCCGCCACCACCAGCAGAACUGCAGAGCCAUGGAGGAUUACAAGAGGCCAUGGCAGAGGCUGGAGAAGGUUUCCAGGAGGUGCUCUCCUUGACUGAGAGCCCUGUGCCACAGCGGUCUGAGAAGUUCAGCAAGAAGAACCGCAAGCGGGUGGAUGGUCGGGCUGACGAGGCUAAUAUGCCACCCCUGGCUGAAGGGAGCAAGUCGAAAAAGGAGGGCAGAGCUCUAGGUGAUUUCAACUCACUCAUCUCUAGUCCACGGCUGGGAGGAAGGGACAAGAAGAAGCUGAAGGGACAGAAAGAGCAGCAGUUGAAGGCUAAGAAGCUGAGUAAGACCACUGCCAAUAGUGAGUUCCAAGACAGUUCAGAAAGUGAGCCAGAGCUGUUCAUCAGUGGGGAUGAGCUUCUCAAUCAGUGCCAGAGUGGUAAGAAGGGCUGGAAAAGUAAGAGGAACCUGAGGGCUGCCAGUGAACUGGAUGAGAUCAAAUGUCGAAAGGCCAAUGAGAAGGAGGACAGGGGGCUGGGCAGCCAGGGGUUUGUCUAUGUCAUGGCCAACAAGCAGCCACUGUGGAAUGAAGCCACGCAGGUCUACCAGCUGGACUUUGGUGGGCGCGUCACACAGGAAUCUGCCAAGAACUUUCAAAUUGAACUAGAGGGCAGACAGGUGAUGCAGUUUGGCAGGAUUGAUGGCAACGCCUACAUCCUGGACUUCCAGUAUCCCUUCUCCGCUGUUCAGGCCUUUGCAGUGGCUUUAGCCAAUGUCACUCAACGCCUCAAAUGACAUGUCCCAUCCCUACUUACCCUGAGUUAUAUCUGGGAUUUAAAUGCAAUCUGUUGAAGGGGCACAGUUGUUUCAUUUGAGAUUAAUAAACUUUGAUUUUGGAGAGAAGAGUAAAAUCAGCCCUAGUCACAGAAAGAGAUACAAUCAUGCUGCACUACACAAUGCUGCCACUAGAAAUGGUGCAAUAAGCAUUGGCUGCAUUUGCCAAGGAUGCCCUAAGAUUUGCUCUGUUUGGAAGUCAGUGGCACCUUGCAAAGCAUGUAAGGCCAAAGAGCUGAGCUUUGGUAAUUGUCAUGCAAAUAAAUGCUGCUUUUGCUAGAAGAAGCUUAUAGACAUGAUAACCUAUCGGUUAACUGAGAGAGGAAUUGUCAAGGUGCAGUUUUCAAAAGAGGCAGCAGUAAUACUUGAAAACCACACUCUGGAGAUCAAAGAUGUUUUUUCUCCAGAGCGCACAGGUACUACUGGGCACUGAAAUCCAUUGCUGUACAAAACUUCAGUGAAACAGUUACCACUUUAUGAUACUGCUUUUGCUUUUAGAAUGUUAUUAAAUGACUAAACAUGGUGGAGGGUAGGGGGGACUUUUUGUUUUUUCUCUCUGCCAUUCCUUUUGCUCAGUCUAUCUUGGCUGGAAUUGAGGCUUAGAUAUAUGCAUCCUUUAGGAGCACGACUAAGAGUUCACACUUUUCACUGUUGUGAAAGGUGUGUCACUGUUGGGAAGGUCAAGGAGUAAAUAUAUCUGAGGUGAACUGCAGUCUUUUCCACAUGGUUUCCUGGGACUUUGAAGGAAGAAGAAAUGUUCCUCUGCUACAUGGAUUAAUUUAUAUGUACAUUUUGUUGUUUAUCUGUUCAGAUAUGAAUUUUGACAUUAUUAUCAUUGUGAUAUACAAUCUUCAUACCCUGUCAACAUAGAUUUCAACUUACCUGCUUUAUUUGGGAGAUUAGUGACUGAAUUUGAAUAAUGCUGUGGAAUAUUGAGGUGGGAGCGGUGUACAGAACAGCUUUGACUGACAUAUCCUGUACUUAGGGAAAUAUCUACAUAUGGUGACAUGGGUGUAAAAGAAGUCGCCAAGGCCUAGAUUGAACAAGUUAACCUGUGGCAUGAAGUGAUUUGUCACCUGUUGUCACUUCUGUGAAGUGAGUUCA
This is a messenger RNA of Seriola dumerili (greater amberjack), 6798 nucleotides long. RefSeq names its product tubby like protein 4 (gene tulp4a). The transcript is spliced from 15 exons. NCBI's taxonomy places the organism in Eukaryota, Metazoa, Chordata, Actinopteri, Carangiformes, Carangidae. The coding region runs from base 775 to 5655 and encodes 1626 amino acids. The record is from RefSeq and is a predicted model, not a curated record. Gene Ontology annotation, molecular function: protein binding.